AUGUACGCCAUCUCGCCAGCAACCUUCUCAGUGGCACUCUGCCAAGCACCCUCGGGGGGAGACCGCACGUCCCUCCUCAUACCUCCACACGCCCCUCUCUCCUCAUACCUCCACACGCCCCUCUCUCCUCAUACCUCCACAUGCCCCUCUCUCCUCAUGUCCUUUUCUCUCCCCACGUGUUGCAGCCAUCUCGCCAGCAACCUUCUCAGUGGCCCUCUGCCAAGCACGCUGGGGGGUCUCAAGAACUUGCAGUCGCUUGACCUUGGCAGCAACCGCCUCACAGGCCAGCUGCCGUCCACCCUACAGCGCUGCUGGCUCUUGAAGUACUUAUCCGUCCCAGCCAAUCAGCUCUCAGGACCGGUCCCAGGUUGGCUUGGAAGCCUCAAGCAGUUACAAGUGCUUGAACUCUACUCGAACCUCCUUUCCGGCCGUAUUCCCCCCAGCCUGGCCGGUGCCACUGCUCUGGAAUCAAUAGCACUAGAUGACAAUCGCCUCUCGGGUCCCCUCCCACCAGCACUUGGGAACCUUCCCAAUCUUGUCGCCCUCUAUGCUGCAAGAAACUCCCUGGAAGGCCCCAUCCCUGCCAGUUUCAAACGCCUCAAGAGCCUCAUGUACCUCGACCUGAGUUACAACAAGGGAAUCAACGGAUCCGUCCCAGCCUUCCUGGGAAACCUCUGGCUGCUGGAGUCCCUAGCCAUGGAGCACUGCAAUCUCACGGGCCAAAUCCCACCGUCUCUAGGCACGCUCGUCUUCCUCGUUGAGAUCUUCCUCGACGGAAACCGCCUCUCCGGCCGCAUCCCAGCCACUCUCGGCAGUCUUGAGUCCCUAAACAAGCUCUAUCUCAACCGCAACCGCCUCACCGGGAGCAUCCCGGCACAGCUGUGCUACCUUUCAUACGCAUACGAGCUCAACCUGGGCAGUCUAGAGUCCCUCAACAAGCUCUUUCUCAACCGCAACCGCCUCACUGGGAGCAUCCCGGCACAGCUGUGCCACCUGCACUAUAUCUAUGACCUUAACCUGGCGACGUCUCUCACAACCACCUCACGGGCCCACUCCCUCCGAUCGCGACUCACCGCUUUCUCUGCUCUUCCUUCUCCUUCCCGCCCCUCCCAACGGCAACAGCGACGUCUCCCACAACCACCUCACGGGCAAACUCCCUCCCAUUCCAAAGAAAUCCAAUCUCCGCUUCUUGUAUGCGGGUAA
This is a messenger RNA of Closterium sp. NIES-65, 1203 nucleotides long. The record is from the annotation of a GenBank genome assembly. NCBI's taxonomy places the organism in Eukaryota, Viridiplantae, Streptophyta, Zygnematophyceae, Desmidiales, Closteriaceae.